Molecule: messenger RNA, 279 nt
Organism: Guillardia theta CCMP2712
Lineage: Eukaryota; Cryptophyceae; Pyrenomonadales; Geminigeraceae
Exons: 1
Source: RefSeq, a predicted model, not a curated record
CGAUGCACAAGUGAGCUUGCUCACCGAUGCACAAGUGAGCUUGCUCACCGAUGCACAAGUGAGCUUGCUCACCGAUGCACAAGUGAGCUUGCUCACCGAUGCACAAGUGAGCUUGCUCACCGAUGCACAAGUGAGCUUGCUCACCGAUGCACAAGUGAGCUUGCUCACCGAUGCACAAGUGAGCUUGCUCACCGAUGCACAAGUGAGCUUGCUCACCGAUGCACAAGUGAGCUUGCUCACCGAUGCACAAGUGAGCUUGCUCACCGAUGCACAAGUGAG